GAUACAUCUUCCCAGUUUGACAUCAAAUCACUGGUAACUACUUUAAUUACAGUCUUUCAACCAGUUGUAUAUCAAUCUCAUUGUAAUUUCAUCUAGACCACAUUUCCCUAUUUUGCUGAUGAGAAUUGCCAUGGGACUGUGUCAAAGCCUUACUAGGAUCAAGAUCAUAUUUGCUGCUUCCCACCCCUCAUCUACCAGUUUUACAGAGUUUUUGGAUCCAUUCCAGAGAGUUAUCCAACCAGAAGAGAUCUGGCUCUAUAAAAAUCCUUUGGUACAAUCAGACAACAUACCUACACGCCUCAUGUUUGCAAUUUCAUUCCUGACGCCACUGGCUGUCAUUUUUGUGGUGAAAAUAAUCCGGCGGACAGACAAGACUGAAAUUAAAGAAGCUUUCUUAGCUGUUUCCUUGGCUCUAGCUCUGAAUGGAGUCUGCACAAAUACUAUUAAAUUAAUAGUGGGGAGACCUCGCCCCGAUUUCUUUUACCGCUGCUUUCCAGAUGGAUUAAUGAACCCUGAAAUGCACUGCACAGGUGAUCCAGAUUUGGUUUCCGAAGGCAGAAAGAGCUUUCCAAGUAUCCACUCUUCCUUUGCAUUUUCAGGCCUUGGCUUUACGACCUUCUACUUAGCUGGAAAGUUGCACUGCUUCACUGAAAAUGGCCGAGGGAAAAGCUGGCGGCUUUGUGCAGCAAUUCUGCCUCUCUAUUGUGCCAUGAUGAUUGCCCUGUCACGCAUGUGUGACUAUAAGCAUCAUUGGCAAGAUGCUUUUGUCGGAGGAAUCAUUGGCCUAAUUUUCGCUUAUAUUUGCUACAGACAGCACUACCCGCCUUUGGGUAACAUGGCUUGCCAUAAACCUUAUGUCAGCCUCCUAGUUCAGACCUCAACAAAGAAAGAAGAGAGACCUACAGCUGAUAAUGCGACUGGCCUGCCUCUAGAGGGAAUAACUGAAGGACCAGUAUGACUAAUGAAUGUGCACCGUGAACUUUUAGCCCUUCUCACAUUCCUCCAAACUGGCCUCUUAACAUGAUGUUUUCUACAUUACAAUCGAGCAGUGAUGUUUUUAAGAUAUUCCUUUUCACACUGUAACAUCCUCCUACUUUUAAGGUUCAGUUUUCAAUGCAUAAUGUAUUGUCUAGGUGUCUGUUUUAAGUCCAUCGCCAGAGCAAAAAAAAUCCAGGGAGAAGAGUGUCAGUAGAAAGAACAUGCCAAAUCCAGGCUCGUUAAAGGAAUAGUUUUGAGAGGUAUUUGAAGAUACAAUCAAUUUGAAAACAGUGGAUGAUGUUUGAUGCUGAGUACCACCUAGAAAGUAGAUUGUCCUAAACUCUGAGGGUAUGUCUACGCUA
Messenger RNA from Pelodiscus sinensis (Chinese soft-shelled turtle), 1340 nucleotides. NCBI's taxonomy places the organism in Eukaryota, Metazoa, Chordata, Testudines, Trionychidae. The record is from RefSeq and is a predicted model, not a curated record.